Laccaria bicolor S238N-H82 is the source of this 156-nucleotide messenger RNA. RefSeq lists its product as uncharacterized. The coding region runs from base 1 to 156 and encodes 51 amino acids. The transcript is spliced from 2 exons. NCBI's taxonomy places the organism in Eukaryota, Fungi, Basidiomycota, Agaricomycetes, Agaricales, Hydnangiaceae. The record is from RefSeq and is a predicted model, not a curated record.
AUGCCCCAACACCACAAGAACAACAUGGCAACGCCAUGUCACCAGCUCUGGCAAGAAAAUGAGUGCCUGCAACAUCAAUGUGACAAUGAGGACAAUGUCAAUGUCAUGUGCCAAACCAGGUGCCACAUCACUAACAGCAACAUGCCAACCAAAUGA